Messenger RNA from Vittaforma corneae ATCC 50505, 1209 nucleotides. RefSeq lists its product as uncharacterized. Gene Ontology annotation, cellular component: nuclear exosome (RNase complex); nucleolus. The coding region runs from base 1 to 1209 and encodes 402 amino acids. The transcript has a single exon. Gene Ontology annotation, molecular function: 3'-5'-RNA exonuclease activity; nucleotide binding; nucleic acid binding. The record is from RefSeq and is a predicted model, not a curated record. NCBI's taxonomy places the organism in Eukaryota, Fungi, Microsporidia, Nosematidae. Gene Ontology annotation, biological process: nuclear polyadenylation-dependent CUT catabolic process; nuclear polyadenylation-dependent rRNA catabolic process; nuclear polyadenylation-dependent antisense transcript catabolic process.
AUGCUAAUGGAUCUCGCAGCAGAGUUUGUGAAACAACUCAACUCUGCAAUAGGGCAGUUAGACACACAAAAUGAGAAUCAUGCUGGUCCGAUAGAGAAAUUGGCCGACAAAAUAUCCAAAACAAUGAAGAGAUGUGAGGCUUCUGAGGAUUUUAUAAAUAUGCUAAUUUCAAAGAUAGAAGACAGCCUCAAAGAAUGCAGGGAUGUAGUAUAUGUCAGAAAGGAUGGGAACAUAUGUGCUAUUGUAUCAAGAGACAUUGUUAAGCCCAAUAUCAACACGACCAGCAAGCUAAAUAUUGAAUGCACCUGUCUUUUUGCACCGUUUGAAAAAUUUGAAGAAAAUAAAGGCUAUAUCAUCAUAGACUCAGAAGAAAGUCUGAGAAAGUUGGACAGCAUGCUUGAAAAUGUGAUUCUGGGAGUUUUUGACCAUGACUAUAGAAGCUUCGAAGGCUUUUCAUGUUUCAUUGGAUUGUACGUGCCAAAUGGAUAUAUCUACAUAAUAGACACAGUCAAGUUUAGAGAUAUUAUACCCCAGCUGAGACUAUUGACAUGUGGCGUCAAGAAAAUCAUAUGCUCUCAAAGAGAUGUGGAUAGGCUUGUAAAAGAUUUUGGGUCAAUUGGCUGCUAUCAAAACUUCAAUGUACCAGACUCCAACGUGUAUAUUGACUGGAGAAUACGGCCACUAAACGAGGUUCUCUGUUGUAUUAUUUGUAGUGAACUGAUAAACGCAGUUGAAAAACACAAUCUUGGCAUGGCGCAUGAAAGGCAUCAGAUGCAGCCGACAAACGAAAUGAAUGAUUUUAUGAACUUCUAUGGUGUCCAUGCAUCAUUCAGAAACGUGGCAGAGGACCUUAUGAAGCUUAGAGUGUAUCUGGCAAAGAAAAACGAUGAAAGCCUGCAAUAUGUUAUGACAGACAUCCAACUAUAUCAGUUAAUUUUAAAUAUGCCUAGCAACGUUGAUGAGUUUGAAUUUUUGCUAAAUAGAAUGUCGUCUAUUCUAAGGCUUCAUGUUGGCGAUGUUCUUCUCAUACUAAACCAGAAGUCCAGAAUGUUUUCGCUUGAAAGCCUUAAGUCAAAGAAUACAGAGAGCUGUGAAGUGCUAAGCACCUCCAGAGGCAAUCUACUAGAGGAUCGGCAUUGCUUGUUUGAUAGCGACCGGGAAGAAGCCUGUGUGGAUGAAGAUGGGACUUUAUUUGAAAUUUCUGAUUAG